AUGAACACAAAAAGGGAUAAGAAUCAACGAACACAAAGAAAUCUUCAUAUGGGUUAUCCCUACAUAAUCGGUUACAUGAGCGUUGAUGUGCGUCGCGAAUAUCAUCAUAAUUUGUCGCAAUUGAAGUACUUAACGUCAAUACCGAAAGGAAUGAUUUGUUACAACUUAAACCACAACAUCGAAAAUGCUGUUAAGCGUACGACAGACGAAAACGACGAAAAAAUAUCACUUAUGCUGAAAUUUCUCCUAGACCAAAGAUAUCGCUUAGAUUUUUUGAUUGAACCCUUUGACACAACCUUUAUAACGUAUCGUAGGACUUUGAUUAGUGUUAUGACUAGCGUGUACACUCGCGAGCCAAUAAGCAUAGUGGCUAGUUUACUAAAAAAGGGCAUAUAUCUGUGUUCAGUUAAUACUGCUCAAGACUUACAAAAUCGCAAUCCAUCUGCACAGAAUGCUAAGUUUUGUGCUUGGGGCUAUAAGUUUGAGCAAUACAUGCUGUCAGAUGUACCCUGUAUGCAACCUAAUGUAAAGAAACCAGUUGUGGAAAAUGAAGAAUUUUCUAUGUAUUAUAGUUCUCAAUUAGGUAAACACAGGUUAUUCUAUGGUGCUCAAAUUGAUGGAAUGCUAGCCACAAGAACAGCACCAGGACCUCCGAACACAGAUGAUGUAAAUAUCAAUUUGGCGUAUUUGAGGAGCAACAAGUUUGUGGAGCUAAAAACUAAUAGGGAAAUACAUAACAAUAGGCAGGAACAGAAUUUUAAGAGAUACAAAAUGAUUCGUUGUUGGUGUCAGUGUUACCUAGCAGGACUAAAGGGGUUACUCGUAGGCUACAGAAAUGAUGAUGGCAUUAUUCAAAGAGUACAAUGGUUUGAUACUGAAGACAUAGUAAAAUACUGUGGAGACGAAUGGAAUCCACAAGUAGCCAUCGACUAUUUAGUAUAUUUCCUCAACUACGUAGAGAAUUGUUUCAAAUCUCUAAAGGAUACCCCUGGUGAUCCUUUUGCGUCUAAAGAACCGUUGACACUGAAGUUUGAUAUUGAUAGCCAACAAAAAAUCACAGUGACUAAGGAUAUUUACAAGGAACAUGUAAUUUUACCAGAUUGGUAUGUUUAUAAGAUUCAGGCUCACUUAUAAAUAG
Molecule: messenger RNA, 1138 nt
Organism: Spodoptera littoralis (African cotton leafworm)
Lineage: Eukaryota; Metazoa; Arthropoda; Insecta; Lepidoptera; Noctuidae
Source: the annotation of a GenBank genome assembly